This is a messenger RNA of Ananas comosus (pineapple), 3427 nucleotides long. Its product is annotated as switch 2. The record is from RefSeq and is a predicted model, not a curated record. The transcript has 8 exons. Lineage: Eukaryota; Viridiplantae; Streptophyta; Magnoliopsida; Poales; Bromeliaceae. Gene Ontology annotation, molecular function: ATP-dependent chromatin remodeler activity; ATP binding. Bases 39 to 2759 code for a protein of 906 amino acids.
CUCUCUCUCUCUCUCUCUCUCUCACACGCACACACACCAUGUCCCUAAACCGCCUCAAAGAAACCCUCCGAUUCUCCUCCACCACCACCACCACCUCCUCCUCCUCCGCCGCAUCUUCUUUCUCCCUCUCCGAACCCCUUCCUCCUCUGAGGAAACCCCCCAAAUCCUCGCUCUCUCAGCAGCUCCAACGCCUCCACCUCCCCUCCUCCUCCUCCUCCUCCUCUUCCUCCUCCGAUCCACCUCCGCUUCCUCCGCCUCCGCCUCCGCCUCCGCCUCCGCCCCCACGACGACGAGAGGAAGAAGAAGGCGACAAAGACGAGGACGAGGACGAGGACGACGAUGGUGAAAGGGACGGUGCACUAUCUCGCCCUAAUCGGGAGCCCGUUCUUUCUCAGCCUUUCUCUUUCGAGGUGCGGGGGCCUUACGAGCCCUUGGUCCUCUCGUCCCCCCGGGAGGAUCCGAUCGUGCAGGUUCCUGCAUCAAUCAAUUGUAGGCUUCUUGAACAUCAAAGAGAUGGCGUGAGGUUCUUGUAUAAUUUGUACAAGAACAACCAUGGUGGCGUACUUGGGGAUGACAUGGGCUUGGGGAAGACCAUCCAAACAAUUGCCUUUUUGGCUGCUGUGAUGGGAAAAGACCCUGAACAAGGAGACCAUUUGAAAGACACGAAAGACCAUUAUAUGAAUAAAGGUCCAGUACUUAUCCUCUGCCCCACUACUGUAAUUCGCAACUGGGAAAACGAGUUUUCUGAAUGGGGGGAUUUCACAGUCGCUGUUUAUCACGGACCUAAUCGGGAAUUAAUACUAGAUAAAAUUGAGGCACAAUGCGUGGAGAUACUCAUAACUAGUUUUGACACUUUCAGGAUUCAUGACAAAAUUUUAUCUGAGAUCUCAUGGGAAAUUGUGAUUGUUGAUGAAGCUCAUCGUUUAAAGAAUGAAAAAUCUAAACUCUAUACAGCAUGUUUAGGAAUAAGAACAAGCAAAAGGUAUGGACUCACAGGGACUAUAAUGCAGAACAAGAUAUUAGAAUUAUUUAAUCUGUUUGACUGGGUUGCACCUGGGUCUUUGGGAGAUAGAGAGCAUUUUCGAGCUUUUUAUGAUGAGCCAUUAAAGCAAGGUCAGAGGUUCAGUGCUCCUGAAAGAUUUAUUCAAAUUGCUGAUGAGCGCAAAAAGCACCUUGUUGCAGUUCUAAGAAAAUAUUUAUUAAGAAGGACAAAGGAGGAGACCAUAGGGCAUCUGAUGCUUGGAAAAGAAGAUAACGUUGUUUUCUGCAAAAUGAGUGACCUACAGAAGCGUGUUUACAGGAGAUUAUUGCAACAACCUGAUAUACAGUGCCUUGUAAAUAAAGAUCUUCCUUGUAGCUGUGGAAGUCCUCUAACUCAGGUGGAGUGUUGUAAAAAAAUUGAGCCUAAGGGCAUUAUUUGGUCUUAUCUCCAUAAGGACAACCCCGAUGGUUGUGCUUUGUGCCCUUUCUGCCUCGUUCUUCCUUGCCUAGUCAAGCUUCAGCAGAUUAGCAAUCACCUGGAGCUGAUAAAGCCUAGCCCUAAGGAUGAAAGUGAGAAACAAAAGAAGGAUUCUGAACUAGCAGCUGCUGUCUUUGGUGAUGAUAUUGGCUUGGUUGGCGGUGGUGCUAAAAGUGAAAGUUUCAUGGGCCUUAGUGAUGCAGAACAUUGUGGGAAAAUGCGAGCAUUGGAAAAGCUGUUGGCAUCAUGGACUUCGCGUGGUGACAAGAUACUUCUAUUCAGCUACUCUGUCAGGAUGCUUGACAUACUGGAGAAGUUCCUAAUACGGAAAGGCUAUUGCUUUUCCCGGUUCGACGGUUCAACUCCCAUGAAUGCACGUCAGUCACUUGUUGAUGAGUUCAACAGAAGUCCAAGUAAACAGGUUUUCCUAAUAUCAACUCGGGCAGGUAAUCUAGGCGUGAAUCUUGUGAGUGCUAACCGUGUCGUAAUAUUCGAUCCGAGUUGGAAUCCAGCACAAGAUUUGCAGGCUCAAGACAGAUCGUUUCGCUAUGGACAGAAACGGCAUGUUGUAGUAUUUCGUUUACUUGCUGCUGGUUCGUUUGAAGAACUUGUUUAUUCACGGCAAGUGUAUAAACAGCAGCUUUCCAAUAUCGCUGUUUCGGGGAAAGUGGAAAAGCGUUACUUUGAAGGUGUUCAGGACUGCAAGAAGUUUCAAGGAGAGUUAUUUGGAAUUUGCAAUCUGUUCCGAGACCUGUCUGACAAGCUUUUUACAAGUGAGAUCAUUGAAAUGCAUGAGGAGCAAGGGAGGAAUACUGGAACAGAUAAUGUGCCAGUAAGCCUGAAAAUUGAUGUUAAAUCUAAUGCUAAUGAAGCCAAUAAGGUAUCAAACUUACUGAAGUCUUAUGGGGAAGCAACUCGUGCUGAAAAUGAGGCAACACUGGAUGAUUUGGGCAUAGUGUAUGCCCAUCGCAACGAAGACGUCGUUAACAUGAAAAUGGGAGGAAAUCAUGGUGGAAUAAGUACCCAUGAAGAUGAUACCAACAAGACUUUUCCUACCAAGGCAGCAGAUAGAAGCCAUGAAAGGAAACAUGUAAAGUUGAGAGGAGGAGAACCUUCGUUAGCCCAUCAAAAAAGAAGAGAGUUUAGUCGAAUUGCUCGAUACAUGAAUAUGGGGGAGCUCGAGUUCAGUAAGUGGUUACUCUCUGCUUCUUAUUUAGAGAGGAUGGAAAUGCUACAGAACUACAAGAAAAAGAAGAAGAAGAAGAAGAAGAAGAAGAAACAGAAGGUUGAAGUUGAUUAGAAAAUAGAAACUUGAAACCGCUGAAAGGAACUAACAAAUAUGGUUAUUAAAGGUGAAUCACAGCAACCCUUCACUGUAGAAUUAAAAAAUGUAUAGUUUAUCUUUCAGGUCCGCCCUUAUUGUUUGUUCAGUAAGGGCGUGUUUGUUUAUGACCGAGUGGGAGAGGUAAGUCGCCAGUUUGAGGAGGUUUUCGAACCUCCUCGAAAACCUCCGAUGUUUGGUAAGGUGAGUAAUUUUUGGAAGUCAAGUAUUUCUAUACAGGACCCGCAUUAAAAAUUGUGCAGAAUCUCCCCUACUUUGUGUAUGGAGGGGGGACUCGACUUCGUCCUUCCCCAAUGCGCGCAAUGUUGAGUUCCACAAAGUCAGUGAAUUUGCUGUACCGAGAACGGAAUUACCAAACACACCCUUACCCCUUGUAUAUCGGUGUAGAUAUAAAAUUAUAUACAUAACAUAACUAAUUAGCUAGAAGGCUUUCGUUACGGUGAUGAUGAUUCUUUUUAUUUCGGUUUUGUGUUUUUGCUUGCUUCGUGUAUAUAUCUCGACAAGAUCUUUUUUAUUCAGUAUGUUUGGAAUUGAGCAGGUGACAAGUUGAGUAUGUAAUAAUACCCUCUCGUAAUAUAUGGCUUUGUUGUUAAUCAACAAGUUUAGGCACAAGUUGUUAUUGUUUA